Molecule: messenger RNA, 765 nt
Organism: Laetiporus sulphureus 93-53
Lineage: Eukaryota; Fungi; Basidiomycota; Agaricomycetes; Polyporales; Laetiporaceae
Exons: 5
Coding region: 1-765 (254 amino acids)
Source: RefSeq, a predicted model, not a curated record
AUGGGCAACGAUAUGUCCCGCGCACGCUACCUGACGCUUAGCUCAUUCCUUAUCAACUUCGGUGUGCAGAGCUACGGCAUGCUUACAUCUCCCAAUAUGAAGGACGUCGCGGACGCCAAUCACUAUGCAUUCUCGCCUAGCCCGUGGUUCAUCGCCGCAUUCUUCUCAGGCCAGAUGAUUCUCCAGCUCGCGUGGAUCCGCCAGCUCUUCAAGCUCGACCCCACCGAAAAUUCUAUGGAUACUUCGGAUGAAGUAGAAUCUGCGAGGACCUCCGUCGCCUAUGCACCGGUUUAUGCGCUCGGUAAUUUAUGCAUUGCGGGUUGGCUUCUUUUCUGGCUACGAGAAGACUUCAUAGGCUCUCAGAUACUAGUGACGAUCAAUACCGUUGCACAGCUAUACGCUGUGGCUCGCCUUCCGGCUAUCACCUCCAGUAGCACCGGUUUGAUGGUCCUCACCCACCUUGUUGCGAAAACAUUUGCUGGCAUUGGAGUCUUGGAUUUUAUUGACAAUGGCGGCGUGGCAUUGCGCUACAAUGCACCACCCUCGACGCUAAUCCAAGCCCUGACGUACGCACUCUUCCCAUUGGCAGCGACAGUAUCGACUCCAUUCUUCGGGUCAGUUCUUUUGUACGAUGUCCUCGCCAUUUUCGUCGGGCAGCGAUCUGUUCCUGCCGCAGGCCUCUGGAGCACCCGUCUCGGCUGGACAGCGUUGGCCAUGGGCGGCGUUGUUGGCGUCAAAGCAUUCCUAGCCCGGAACAAAAUCUGA